This is a messenger RNA of Phytomonas sp. Hart1, 589 nucleotides long. NCBI's taxonomy places the organism in Eukaryota, Euglenozoa, Kinetoplastea, Trypanosomatida, Trypanosomatidae. The record is from the annotation of a GenBank genome assembly.
GUAAAUAUUAUAUUUUCACUUUAAGCAUUAGUGGAUUAUUAGAACUAUAUUUUCUUUAGGCACAACCAGAAAGAAAGUCGAAACUUAGUAUAUCUUUUUGGCGCUAAAACUCUCUUGACAUCAUACAAAAUGACUCAGAAGUUUGAUUUUCAUGACCUUUCGAAUGAAGCUAUCCGCUCUAUGCUCCCCAGUGAGGCCCUGCAGAAACACCUGGAGAACGCACAGCUGGCGCAUCGCAUCUGCGUCGCGAAGGCCCUCAAGGCGGAGGAGUCUGUGGAGGAGCAAUGCUCUCUAACUUGGGGUGAAGUCUUGCUGCGGUACAACCAGUGGGCUAACUACCGUCCUCCCUUUGAGUUCAGCGAAGCAAAGAAAAAAUAUAACGCGUUCUGGACCCCAAAGCGCCUGGCGGCUGAAGAAGCUAAUCCCCUUAAGUAAUACUAAACCAAGAGAAGAAAGGGUAGAGCUAAGUAGGGGGCGACUGCGAAGCUCCAAUUAGGCGAUACAUUACUUGAUUUCCUUUGUCUGCAUACUUUUCCAUACUGUGAUGUUUAUGGUGUUUCUUAAACAGUCUUGGACUGUUUAACCAAAA